GGAGAUGUGGGACUAUAAAUAAGAGGGAUGAAGCCAGCAGAGAUCAGAUUCUCUCUACAGAGACCUCUACAGCACACAGAUCCAGACAUGGCUCCUACAACCACUGCAGCAAUGACCAACUCUCAGGAGCACCUCACUCUGACUCACAAGCUCAGAAAGCCUCAGGUGGAGAAGUUACGCAGAGAGCGAAUCAACAGCAGCAUUGAGCAGCUUAAGUCUCUCCUGGGUCCAGAGUUCCUCAAACAGGAGCCAGACUCCAAGCUGGAGAAAGCAGACAUCCUGGAGAUGACAGUUUGUGUCCUGACACAACUGCAGCAGCAGCGACAGCAGAAGCAUGCUGACGUCUCUCCUCUGAGCUUACCAGUCCAGACCAGCAUCAGCAAAGAGAAGAGUCCAGUCAACAGCGCUCCCUGGAGGCCGUGGUAG
Molecule: messenger RNA, 426 nt
Organism: Notolabrus celidotus (New Zealand spotty)
Lineage: Eukaryota; Metazoa; Chordata; Actinopteri; Labriformes; Labridae
Product: transcription factor HES-5-like
Exons: 2
Coding region: 28-426 (132 amino acids)
Biological process (GO): anterior/posterior pattern specification; regulation of transcription by RNA polymerase II; regulation of neurogenesis
Cellular component (GO): nucleus
Molecular function (GO): protein dimerization activity; DNA-binding transcription factor activity, RNA polymerase II-specific; RNA polymerase II cis-regulatory region sequence-specific DNA binding
Source: RefSeq, a predicted model, not a curated record